UCAGAAUAAAUUCGGUGCUGACGUUGGCCGAUCUGAAGGCCUUUCUUGUGUAUUGGGAUCCAGGUCACAAAAUGGACUCGACGAUGACUCGAGGCCGAGAGGGAGAGUAGCAAGUAGUGGAAACAUCAAGAAGAAAACACGUAACAACAGAGUGGAGAUAAGCUAAUUUUUCUAUUCUUGUGAGUCGCUGCUGUUGCUGCUGCUGAGAGUGCGAUGCGAUCGUAGUGAUCCAUUGUGUGCUGUUGGAUUGCUUGGAUUGGUGUCGCUUUCAAAUCAGCAGACAGAAUCAGAACAAGGAUUGCUCUGACGGCGGCAGUGAAUCAACCAGCAGCAAGUAGACUUGGACGGAACCUGAUAAUCUCUGUUGUCGUCACCAAUAGUAGUUCACCAAUCGACGAUUGAGCGCCACUCGAGCUAGAAGCAGUGCCUGUAGUGGCGAGCACGUGCGUUGUGUGCGCCUACCGCAAAUAGUAAUUUCGCCAAUAUUGUAUAAAAACCCCGGACAGCGGACACCGCUCCCUAGGCCACAAUGGCAACUAGGAAAAAGGUUCUCCUGAAAGUGAUCAUCCUUGGCGACAGCAGCGUCGGCAAGACGUCGCUCAUGAACCAGUACGUAACAAAGCGCUUCUCGAACCAAUACAAAGCCACGAUCGGCGCUGAUUUCCUAACAAAGGAAGUGGUGAUCGACGAUCGAGUUGUGACGAUGCAGAUUUGGGACACUGCCGGUCAGGAACGGUUCCAAUCCUUGGGAGUAGCAUUCUACCGCGGUGCGGAUUGUUGCGUACUGGUGUACGACACAACGGCGCCCAACACGUUCAAAAACCUCGACUCCUGGCGGGACGAGUUUCUGAUUCAAGCCAGCCCUCGGGAUCCCGACCACUUCCCGUUUGUGGUGCUGGGCAACAAAAUCGACCUGGAGAAUAGGGCCGUAUCAACGAAACGUGCCCAGCAGUGGUGUCAAGCCAAGAACGAUAUUCCCUACUUCGAAACGUCGGCCAAAGAAGGCAUCAACGUAGAUUUGGCGUUCCAAACGAUUGCCAAAAACGCGUUAGCCCAAGAGAGUGAGGUUGAGCUGUACAACGAAUUUCCCGAUCAAAUCAAGUUGAACGCAGACCGCAACAACCGGCCUCGAACCGGAGACAACUGUUCGUGCUAAUAAUAUCCGCUACCCGCUGCAAGGUAAUCGAUAGAUAAAUUUCAAUAGUAUCCACACUAAACAUAAUAAGCGAAAGGCACGCUGCAAAAUUGUAACAACAUCAACCAACAAAGUAACAAUGCGUGUUUGUGCAUAAGGCAAGUAAAGUUGUAAGUAUAUAAACACACUCCACAGCAAAUAACAUAAUUAUGAAACAAUGAUGGAAAACAAUAUACUACAAAACACAAUAUCCAGUAUGCAGUAGAUGAUAUCGACAUUAAUAGAAGAAACUCACUCAUUGAUUUCGAGAUAAACCAAACAAAACACAUCAUUUGAAGAUCCCUUUUAGAUUUGCGCAGAUAUCUCAUUGCAUUCGGAUCACUAUUCUAAAUCUGCAGCAUAAUGAAAAAAGGUUAUCUUAUAUUAGAAAACUAUAUUUUUGUUUUUUUUUUUCGUAUUCGUUAGGGGAAAGUACUACAGAACCUAAACUUUAUUUUUCGUGACGAGGGGGAAAAGAAGAGAGUGUAUAGUAGUUGUUAGAUAUAAAUACUUUUUUAGAUAAGCAUCAACGCAGCAAAUAGACACUUUUGAAAUUGAUCCUACUUUCUCAUUUUUUUUUUCAAUUUCUUGGAUGCUUUUGGGCAUUAUAGGGUCUGGGACCAUUUGGGCAGGAGCACCUAUUUUGGGCACUUGCUGCUGUAACUCAGUCAAUUUUGAACCGAUUGGCUUGAUUUUUGAGACACGAUCAGCUAGGCACAGUAGCUAGUCAUGUUUCAAAAUUCAAGUCAAUCGGUUUGAAAUUGACUGAGUUAUAGCAGCAAGUGCCCAAAAUAGGUGCUCCUGCCCAAAUGGUCCCAAACCCUACCUAUAUCUUCGAUCGUAUGUUGUUUCUUCUUUGAUUGUAUCAAAGUAAAUUUCAUUUGUUCACUGCUCUUUUGAAGCUCAUUGUUAAAUGUUGGUACCGACAAGGAGCAUUUGAGUUUCAAACUUUGCUAUGUGCCUGUAUGAUGCUUAUUAUUAAAUUAUUAAUUUUCAUUGAACAUUAUAUGCUGCAUACAAUCUAGCUAAUAAUUCUUGAAUGCAAACCAAUCGAACUGUUUGGCAUUCGAGGCGAUCUAUGUCUAAACACUUAUAGUCAGAUCAGGUAUAACAAAAGAAAUAAAAUGGCAAAUUCAAUAAUUUUUUGAAUGAGAUAGACAAAACAAUUUGGUCGAGCUUUGCGCUGAAGUUUAACAAAUUUAACCACUUAUGCUGAAUCACCGUAGAAAAUGCGCAGUUGAUAUCAUCGUUUGAAGUAGCUCUGAUGAAACAAGAACAACAUCGUGUGCAAUUGUAUCAGAAAAGAAAUUCGUAGCUAUAUGAAUCCGAACAUAACUCGAAAACGCUACCAUUGUGAACCAGUUAAUCAUGAAAAAAAAACAAAUAAAAAUAUGAACAAAAUGAGGAAAAACUAGAUCCUCCUGUGUCGAUUGUUUUCCGUCGUACCUACUGCGCGUGUUAGCUGAAUUGUUAGCAUGAUAGGAUGCGCUAAUUUUAUUACAGAUACACACACCGAUGGAAAAAAAAAUUGGAGAAAUAAUUCAGAUAACUAUUUAAAAUAGAUAUACAUAAUAAAUAAUGAACAUUAAUAAAGUGAUAUGAAUUCA
Aedes albopictus (Asian tiger mosquito) is the source of this 2781-nucleotide messenger RNA. RefSeq names its product ras-related protein rab7 (gene Rab7). Gene Ontology annotation, cellular component: late endosome; lysosome; phagocytic vesicle. The record is from RefSeq and is a predicted model, not a curated record. Bases 530 to 1156 code for a protein of 208 amino acids. Gene Ontology annotation, biological process: endosome to lysosome transport; phagosome-lysosome fusion. The transcript is spliced from 5 exons. Lineage: Eukaryota; Metazoa; Arthropoda; Insecta; Diptera; Culicidae. Gene Ontology annotation, molecular function: GTP binding; GTPase activity.